Molecule: messenger RNA, 4472 nt
Organism: Magnolia sinica
Lineage: Eukaryota; Viridiplantae; Streptophyta; Magnoliopsida; Magnoliales; Magnoliaceae
Product: receptor-like protein EIX1
Exons: 6
Coding region: 144-4472 (1442 amino acids)
Molecular function (GO): protein binding
Source: RefSeq, a predicted model, not a curated record
UUCCGAGAGAAAAGCUCUGACUACCUUUCGGAAGGCUCUCAACGACCCUUCCAAUAUUCUCUCUUCAUGGGAUGAUGAUGCCUCUGACUGCUGCAAAUGGAGAGGAAUUACCUGCCACAACAUAACUGGAUUUCCUGGGUUCAAUGAAGGAGUUGAGGCAUUUGGACUUGUCAUGGGCAAGAUUCAGCGGGAGUAUCCCUCAUCAGCUUGGAAACCUCACUAAACUCAUUUCCCUGAAGCUUUCUUCAGCUUCUUUGAGUGCCAAAAACCUUUGGUGGUUGACAAGCCUACCUUCUCUCAAUUACCUCGACAUGUCUGAAGUGAACCUUUCCAUGGCAGGCCAUGAUUGGGUGCAUGUGAUGAACAAGUUUCCUUCCCUCGUUGAGUUGUACUUACCAGACUGUGGUCUUUCAUAUAUUUCUCCAACUCUUCCUUCUGUUAAUUUCACAUCUCUCCUUGUCCUUGAUCUCAGUUUUAACAACUUCAAGUCUACCAUUCCAAAUUGGAUAGCUAACAUUAGUAGCCUUGAGAUUUUAAAUCUCGCAAGGAGUCAGUUGAAUGGGAAUAUCCCUGCAGCUCUUGGAGGAUUGUCUUCCUUACAAGAAUUAUCUCUCCGUAGGAAUCAGUUGAAUGGGACAAUCCCAACAACUUUAGGACAACUUUCUAACUUGUAUUGGCUUGACCUAUCUAACAACUCCUUGACAGGAAAAGUGUCUGAAAGUGUUUUUGAAAACCUCAAAAAGUUGAGCUACUUAUAUUUGUCUUCCAAUUCUUUGGUUUUUGAUCCACACUCUGAUUGGGCCCCUCCAUUUCAGCUUUCUUACCUUGACCUAGGAUCAUGUCAUUUAGGUCCUCGAUUUCCUCCGUGGCUACGAACACAAAAAUAUGUAGGAUUAUUGGAUCUCUCUAACACAACCAUCUCUGGCAUCAUCCCCACCUGGUUUUGGGAUCUAACACCCCAACUUUUUUGGCUGAAACUUUCAAAUAACCAGAUUUUUGGCCAAUUGCCAAACCCUUUAAAAAUGUGGCCUCAGUCCCUGUACAUUGAUUUGAGUUCGAAUCAUUUCAGUGGUCCCGUACCCUGCAUAUUGAAUGGAGCCAGAGUACUUGAUCUCUCCAACAAUCAAUUUUCUGGGCCAAUCCCACCCAAUUUUACAUCCACAAUGCCGUAUUUGGAAUUCUUUUCUGCCAAAGGUAACCAAAUCAGUGGCACGAUUCCCUCAUCCAUAGAAGGAAUGAAUUCCUUGACUGCCCUUGACCUUUCUCAAAACAAUAUCGGUGGUAUCAUUCCAUUGAGUUUGGGUAAUUGUGUAGCCCUUAAGGCAGUUGAUUUGAGCAAAAACUGGUUAUCAGGAGAAAUACCUAGGUCCUUGGGUCAGUUGGAUCGACUCCAAACAAUGCACUUGAGCAACAAUAAACUAUCAGGAAAAAUCCCUUUGUCCCUGAAGAAAUGUGCUGCUUUGGAGACUAUGGACCUUGGAUACAACAAUUUAUCUGGUCACAUUCCUACUUGGAUUAGCAAAAGCUUUCCAACUUUAAGAAUUCUGCGCUUACGAUCCAAUAUGUUUAUUGGCAACAUCCCACCACAACUAUUAAACCUAACUUCUCUUCAACUCCUUGAUGUGGCACAAAAUUGUUUAUCUGGUUCAAUUCCUCAAAGUUUUGAAAAUCUCGUGGCCAUGAAGAAUGAGCAGAAGAUAAACCUCGUUCUUUCUUAUGGAGGGAUGGGAACAAUAUCAUAUUACAAGGAAAACUUGCUUGUGUCAGUGAAGGGGUUAGUGCUUGAAUACACAGCAACAGUUUCCCUGGUUACAUGCAUAGACCUUUCAAGAAAUAAUUUGUCCGGAGAGAUCCCUGAAGGACUCACAGGACUUUUGGGAUUGCGUGCUUUAAACUUAUCUGGAAAUCAUUUGACAGGAAAGAUCCCAGACAAGAUAGGUAAAUUGGCAUUGCUAGAGUCUCUUGACUUCUCUGAAAAUCAGCUUUCAGGUACAAUUCCUCUGAGCAUGUCAAAUUUAACUUUUCUAAGUUGCUUGAACUUGUCGUUUAACAACUUGUGGGGGAAAAUUCCAUCUGGAAAUCAGCUCCAGACAUUCCAAGAUCCUUCUAUUUAUAUGGGCAACAACGGACUUUGUGGACCUCCUCUUCUAGAUAAGUGUGUUAGCGACGAGACUCCUCCAGGUCUUGGUGACGUUGAAAAUGAUGAAGAAGAGGAUGAGAUGAGUUGGUUUUACUCUGGAUUGGGACCAGGAUUUGCAGUUGGGUUUUGGGCCUUAUGUGGCAUUUUAGUGCUCAAGAGGUCUUGGAGGAUUGUCUAUUACCGCUUCUUUGAUGAGAUGAAAGAUAGACUUUGUUUUAAUUGUCACUGUACAUGGAGCUUACAAACAGCGUAUUCUAUACUGAAACGCCUUCAGAGAUUUGGACAGAUCUUCAAGAACGAUUCUCUCAAGGACCUAACUUCGAAGAAGAUGAUUGGAUUGGGAAAGCAGUUUAAUGGCUUGUACUACUUUGUUCCUCCAGUGAAGUCUGCACCAACUUCCUUCUCUGUCACCUAUCAUUUGAUUCUACUACAAACCUUCCAUGAAAAUAUUGUUUCCCAACCUGAGAUAUUUGAAUAUAUCAUUGAUUCACCUCCACUUGCAACUCCUCCUAUUUCUUCAUCAUCCGAGAUCACUCAUUCAUCCUCUCCUUCUUCUUCUAUAUCUCCUGCUGCACUUCCUCUUUGCAGAAGAUAUUGGAAGGUGAGUGGUUGCUUCGAUUCCGAGAGAAAAGCUCUCACCACCUUUCGGAAGGCUCUCAACGAUUCCUUCAAUAUUCUCUCUUCAUGGGAUGAUGAUGCCUCUGACUGCUGCAAUUGGAGAGGUAUUACCUGCCACAACAUAACUGGGUUUGUUCUUAAACUCGACCUCCAUGUCAAGGACUCCCGCCUCGGACUAGGUGGCAGAAUUGAUCCAGCUCUGGUUCAACUGAAGCAUCUUCAGUUCUUGGACUUGAGCUCGAAUGCUUUUAAUGGCGCACCAAUUCCAGAUUUCCUGGGUUCAAUGAAGGAGUUGAGGCAUUUGAACUUGUCAGAUGCAGGGUUCAGCGGGAGAAUCCCUCGUCAGCUUGGAAACCUCACUAAACUCAUUUCCCUGAAGCUUUCUUCACCUUCUUUGAGUGCCAAAAACCUUUGGUGGUUGACAAGCCUACCUUCUCUCACUUACCUCGACAUGUCUUUUGUGAACCUUUCCAUGGCAAGCCAUGAUUGGGUGCACGUAAUGAACAUGUCUCCUUCCCUCGUUGAGUUGUACCUAUGGAACUGUGGUCUUUCAUAUAUUUCUCCAACUCUUCCUUCUGUUAAUUUCACAUCUGUCCGUGUCCUCGAUCUCAGUGAGAACAACUUCAAUUCUAGCAUUCCAAACUGGAUAGCUAACAUUAGUAGCCUCGUGUCCUUGUAUCUCUUAGGUAACAACUUUCAUGGUGAUCAGGUUCCUUAUCGAUUUUCACAACUUCCUAACUUGGAAGAGUUGGGGUUGGGAUCAACUGAUGAUAACCUCAGGGUUGAUUGGUCAGAGUUCCUUGAAGGCAGCUGGAGGAAGCUGAAGAUACUUCAUCUAUCUUUCAGUCAGCUGCAUGGAGGAAUCCCCAACUCUAUUGGGAAUAUUAUCUCACUUGAGUCUCUCUCUUUGUCAUUCAGUGAGAAUAUAACGGGUAGCAUUCCAAGAGCCAUAACUAAGCUUAUCAAUUUAGAGAUCCUGUCAUUGUACGGAUACCAAAUGCAUGCGGCCAUUCCUGAUUGCUUAUAUGAGCUAAAAAAUCUUAAAAGCCUUUCUCUAUCCGAUUGCAUGCUGACAGGCCCAAUCCCUGCAGCUCGUCUUGGAGGAUUGUCUUCCUUAGAAGAACUAGAUCUCUCAGGGAAUCAGUUGAAUGGGAAUAUCCCUGCAGCUCUUGGAGGAUUGUCUUCCUUGCUAUAUUUAUCUCUCCGUGGGAAUCAGUUGAAUGGGAAUAUCCCUGCUUCUCUUGGAGGAUUGUCUUCCUUGGAAGAAUUAAUUCUCUCGGGGAAUCAGUUGAAUGGAAAUAUCCCUGCAGCUCUUGGAGGAUUGUCUUCCUUGGAAUAUUUAGACCUUUCAGUGAAUCAGUUGAAUGGGAAUAUCCCUGCAGCUCUUGGAGGAUUGUCUUCCUUGCUAUAUUUAUCUCUCCGUGGGAAUCAGUUGAAUGGGAAUAUCCCUGCUUCUCUUGGAGGAUUGUCUUCCUUGGAAGAAUUAUUUCUCUCGAGGAAUCAGUUGAAUGGAAAUAUCCCUGCAGCUCUUGGAGGAUUGUCUUCCUUACGAGAUUUAUCUCUCCGUGGGAAUCAGUUGAAUGGGACAAUCCCAACAACUUUAGGACAACUUUCUAACUUGUAUUGGCUUGACCUCUCUCACAACUCCUUGACAGGAAACGUGUCUGAAAGUGUUGAGGUACUUAAUUUUGUCUUCCAAUUCUUUGGUUUUUGA